Messenger RNA from Prorocentrum cordatum, 2700 nucleotides. The record is from the annotation of a GenBank genome assembly. NCBI's taxonomy places the organism in Eukaryota, Dinophyceae, Prorocentrales, Prorocentraceae.
AGGCUGGUGGACUUCCUGGUCUCCUCCAGCGACAAGCUAACGGAGACCAUGUUGCCGCCUCAGUCCAAGGCUACCGCCCGCGCGCGCUUCGACCACCCCGCCUUGAGGGACAUGAGCCUGCCACCCGAGGUGCGGGUGAGGAUCGAGCAGAUGAAGCCACCGCCCGUGGGUGGCAGGUACUGGGACCCUGACGGCAGCCACGAGCAGCCCGUGGCCGAGCCCAUGGCAGGGGGCGCACCUCCCGGCGGCCUUGGCGACCCAGCGGCGUUUCGCGACGCUCCCUUCCCCGACGGCCCCGGCGCCCCAGCCUCGCUCCCCGCGACCGCGAGCCUCUACGGCCUCGGCGACCCGGCGGCGGCCUGCGCUGACGCUGGCCCGAUCCCCGGCCUCGGCGCCCAGGCGUUCUGGGACGGCACGCUCCCCGAGGACCCGGAGGCCCCGUGGGCCUUCGACGAGAGCACCGCGGUCGAGGCGGAGCGCCUCGCCAGCAUGGACGGCCCCACCCGCGAGGCCGCCGACGCGGCCCUGCACGGCUGCUCGCGCGAGCCGAGGCCAGCGGGCUGGCCCAGCUCGGACGCGGAGCUGGACGCCGCGCUGCCGCCCGGGGCCGCCUGGCCGCCCCCGCCCCCGCCGGGCUGCACGCCACGGCAGGCCUCGGAGCACAGCCACCUGGUGGCCAGCAAGCUCUGCAGGAGGAUGCCCGACCCGUCAAGCGGCCUUUGCUACAACCCCGACACGACGGAGAUCGAAUUUCACUUCGUGGACAGCGGGCCCGACGGCAUCGCCCCCCCACCGAAGAUGUCGGUGGCCGACUUGAUCCGUGUGCCGGCGGAGGUAGUGGCACAGAUGCAGCAGCAAGAGCAGUUGCGGUUGCAGCAGCUGCAGCAGCUGCAGUGGCAGCAGCAGCAGUUGGAGCUGCAGCAGCAGCAGCUGGAGCAGCAGCGGCUGGAGCGGCAGCAGCUGGAGCAGCAGCAGCAGCAGCAGCAGCAGCAGCAGCAGCAGCAGCUGGAGCGACAGCAGCAAAAGGAGCCGCAAGUGCAGCAACGGUGGAAUGACGGCCAGUCUGGAGGCGACCAGAGCGGCAGCUGGUCGGGAUGGCACGAUAAAGCAAAGAGGGAGCAAGGCCAUGGAUACCAGAGGUGGUCUGCGGGCAGCGAGGAUGGCCAACCCAAGAAGACCUGGAGCGACAGGGGCUGGGACGGCGACUUGGACAGCUGGGGCGGCCAGGGAAAAAGCAGUUGGAAGAGCAGCAAGGACUGGAACAGCAAGGCGGACGGUUGGCGCAGCCAUCGCAGAAGCGAUGGGUGGAACGACUGGUCCCAGAGCCAGAAAGAGCCGACCGACCAGCGGUGGGAUGACCAUUCCAGCGCCCAGAUGGACGAUUCGCAGCACAGCACAGGGCACCGCUGGGGCGACCAUGCUGGCGGCAGCGCGGAGUCUGCCGACUGGUCAGGCCAACAGGAUACCAGCAGCUUCGUGGUCGCGCCACCGCAGGCCAGCGCCUUGGUCGCGCGACCUCUGGUCGCGCGGCCUUUGGUCAGCAGCCAGAGCGGCUCUCCAGGCCACGAUGCCAGUGGCCAGAAGAAGAGUUGGACCGAGGAACAUGACUGCUCGAGGGGUUGGGACUGGCAAGAACACUCUGGCGACCAAGAUGGCAGCUUGACGGAGGAGCGCACCAGCGGCGGCAGCGGCCAGAUCGGCCCUCCUGGCGAUGAUGCUGGUGGCCAGAAGAAGAAUUGGGCCGAGGAGCACGACGGCUCGAGCCGUUGGGGCUGGCAAGAGGACUCUGGCGACCAAGAUGGCAGCUUGAAGGAGGAGCGCACCAGCGGCGGCAGUGGCCUGGACGGCGGGCAGCGGGUGGAGGGCGGAGCGACUGCUGACGACGGCACCCCCAUGCAUGCCGAAGCGGCGCCAGCGCCCGCGCCGCCCCUAGCGGACCCUGCGCUGGACCAGCCAGCCGCGAAGCCAGCGACGGUGGCCGACGGCGGCAGUGGUGGCGAACCUGCGCCAUCGCCAGCCUCGGGCUCCGCACUGCCGUCCCCGCCGCAGGUCCCUGCGCCAGGCCCGUACCAGCUGGCCGCGGAGACGGCGGCGGCGGCUGAUGGCAGCGCCCCCGCACUGGCCGAACCUGCGCCCGCGCCAGCGCCGGGCUCCGCGGCGCCGUCCCCGCUGCAGGUCCCCGCGCCAGGCCCGUACCAGCCGGCCGCGAAGACGGCGGCGGCGGCUGACGGCAGCGCACCCACCUGUGCCGAGCCUGCGCCAGCGCUGGGCUCCGCGGCGCCGUCCCCGCUGCCGGUCCCCGCGCCAGGCCCGUACUCGCUGGCCGCAGAGGGGGCGGCGGCGGCGCCGCCCGCCGUUCCCGCGGCGGAGCAGGGGGACUUGGCGUGCGAAGGCGGCCCGAAGGCUGGCGCGAAAGCCGGCCCGAAGGCUCGCGCGAAGGCCGGCGCCAAGGCCAGCGCCAAGGCCAGCGCCAAGGCCAGCGCCAAGCCCAGCGCCAAGGCGGCCGCCAAGGCGGCCGCCAAGGCAGUCGCCAAGGCGGCCGCCAAGGCGGGCGCCAAGGCGGGGGCCAAGGCGGCCGCCAAGGCGGGCGCCAAGGCGGCCACCCGCACAGGACGGAAGAGCGGCUAGUCAUACGGCUCCACCGUGGGCCCGCGGGAGAAAUACAAAGGCAGGCCGUAGCCCGGGAGCUUCAAGUCGGAC